Molecule: messenger RNA, 1212 nt
Organism: Amborella trichopoda
Lineage: Eukaryota; Viridiplantae; Streptophyta; Magnoliopsida; Amborellales; Amborellaceae
Source: RefSeq, a predicted model, not a curated record
CAAUUGGGCAUUUGAGCAUGAUGAAAAUGCAACCAAAAGCUUCAAACUCAAUCAUCCUAACACUGAAGUUUACCAUGUUAAUUGUGCUGUGAUGCUGAGAAAUCUCAUAAAGAUGCAUGGGAAUAUUGAUGAUUGCAUCUUUGACACUAAAUCUGCUUCACUGCAAAUAAAUCUAAACAAGGACCAAAAGGAGAUGCUGCCACAUAGGGGUGAAGUAGAACUUAAUCGUUGGGAGCCUUCCCAAGGUGACAGAUGGAAAUGACUUGAUUCACGAGCAUGAAUGGAAUAGGGCCACAACUCUUCUAUCCUAUGUUGAUUUCUUGCAACCCAAUUUCUUUUUGCUUGAGAGUGACAAGAAAUUGGUGACUCUCCCCACUAAUCAGAUCUUUCGUUUAACUAUUUCUACACUCUUGCAUCUGGGUUAUCAGGUGAGGUAUGGUAUCAUAGAAGCCGGAUGUCAUGGUGUUCCUCAAGCUGGAAGGAAGUCUUUCAUAAUUGCAGCUUAUCAUGAUGAAAUCUUACCUGAAUGGCCAGAGCCAAUGCAUGUUUCCUUGUGCACUAAUGGUGAUAGAGGUGCCCCGUUUCGUUCAAUAACUGUCAAGGACUCCAUUGGUGAUCUAAUGCUUUGUUUGGAUUUGAAUCUCGAAGAAGGUCUUUCAUAUUUUAAAAAUCAACCUGUUUCAUGGUUCCAAAGCAUCAUUCGGGGGAACCAGAAGGUCUUGAAAGAUCAUAUAGCAUUUAAUUCAAAAUGGGUUGAUUUGAAUUGGGUGAGAGAGCAAUUAUUCAAAGAGGAUCUGGAUACUAAUUUGCAAGUCCAACAGGUACACAAGAAAAUACAGGGGCUCUUUGGAAAGUUGGAGUGGGUAGGUAAGUUCCCAUCCUCUAGUCCUCAUCCCAAGCCCAUUGGAAAGCUGGGAACUUGGUCUCAUCCAAGCCAUAACAGACCUCUCACUGUUCGUGAAUGCGCUCGUGCUCAAGGAUUUUCAGAUAGCUACAUAUUCUGUGGUGAUGACAUUCAUGAAAAGCAUCAACAAAUUGCGAGCUCAGUUUCUCCAGUCGUGGCUAUGGCCCUCGGCAAGAAACUACUCGAAGCUGUCCAAGCCAAACACAAACAAUCUUCAUCUUGAAGUUUUAUAUUCUCUCUCUUUCUCAUUCUGUAGUACGUGAUCUCUUGAAGUUGUAUUUGUGAAAAAAAAUUGUAUAAGCCAUUCA